Molecule: messenger RNA, 2907 nt
Organism: Lodderomyces orthopsilosis Co 90-125
Lineage: Eukaryota; Fungi; Ascomycota; Pichiomycetes; Serinales; Debaryomycetaceae
Gene: ALA1
Product: alanine--tRNA ligase
Exons: 1
Coding region: 1-2907 (968 amino acids)
Biological process (GO): tRNA modification; alanyl-tRNA aminoacylation
Cellular component (GO): mitochondrion; cytoplasm
Molecular function (GO): amino acid binding; alanine-tRNA ligase activity; nucleic acid binding
Source: RefSeq, a predicted model, not a curated record
AUGAUCAAACGGACAUUCAUAAGAGCAAUGUCAACAACAUCAACAAUCAACAAUACUGAAAAAUGGACUGCCCCAAAAGUCAGAUCCACAUUUUUAGAUUUCUUUAAAGAUAAAAAACAACAUACUUAUGUCCCAUCAUCAUCAGUUGUUCCCCAUAAUGACCCAACUUUAUUAUUUGCCAACGCUGGUAUGAAUCAAUAUAAACCAAUCUUUUUGGGAACCGUGGAUCCAGCUAGUGAUUUUGCCAAGUUGAAAAGAGCUGCUAACUCACAAAAAUGUAUUAGAGCUGGUGGUAAACAUAAUGAUUUAGAAGAUGUUGGUAGAGAUUCUUAUCAUCAUACCUUUUUUGAAAUGCUUGGUAAUUGGUCAUUCGGUGACUACUUCAAGAAGGAAGCUAUUGCCUGGUCUUGGGAAUUAUUGACUGAAGUGUAUGGUUUAGAAAAGGAUAGAUUGUAUGUUACAUAUUUCGGUGGUGAUGACAAACAAGGAUUGGAAGCUGAUUUAGAAGCUAAACAAUUUUGGUUAGAUGUUGGUGUUGCUGAAGAUCAUAUCUUGCCUGGUGAUGCCAAGGAUAACUUUUGGGAAAUGGGAGAUCAAGGUCCUUGUGGCCCUUGUUCAGAAAUCCAUUAUGAUAGAAUAGGAGGUAGAAAUGCUGCUUCCCUUGUCAAUAUGGAUGAUCCUAAUGUGUUGGAAGUUUGGAAUGUCGUGUUCAUUCAAUAUAACCGUGAAGCUGAUGGUUCAUUAAGAUCCUUGCCUAAUAAGCAUAUCGAUACUGGUAUGGGUUUCGAAAGAUUGGUAUCUAUCUUGCAAAACAAAUCUUCAAACUACGAUACUGAUGUAUUUUUGCCAAUUUUUGAAAAGAUUAGAGAAAUUACUGGGGUAAGACCAUAUACCGGUAAAUUUGGUACUGAUGAUAAAGAUGGUAUCGACACUGCAUACAGAGUUAUUGCCGAUCACGUAAGAACUCUUACAUUUGCCAUUUGUGAUGGAGGUGUCCCAAACAAUGAAGGUAGAGGCUAUGUUUUGAGAAGAGUUUUGAGAAGAGGAUCACGCUAUGUUCGUAAAUACAUGAACUACCCGAUUGGGUCAUUUUUCCCACAAUUGGUUGAUAUAGUUAUUGAACAAAAUAAGGAAAUUUUCCCAGAAAUUGAAUCGGGAUCUCAAGAUCUUAAAGAGAUUUUAAACGAAGAAGAAUUGUCAUUUGCUAAAACUUUGGAUCGUGGUGAGAAAUUAUUUGAACAAUAUGCUAUCAUUGCUUCAAAGACUCCUGAGCAGACUUUAUCAGGUAAGGAUGUUUGGAGAUUGUAUGAUACUUAUGGAUUUCCAGUUGAUUUAACUAGAUUAAUGGCUGAAGAAGCUGGUUUGAAAAUCGACGAAAAAGGGUUCGAAGUGGCUAAGGAGGAGUCAAGAGAAGCUUCCAAAGGUGGAGCUAGUAAGAAUGCAUCUUCAUUGAUUAAAUUGGAUGUGCAUGCUUUAUCCGAACUUGAAGGAAAGGUUGUCAAGACCAAUGACAGUGCAAAGUAUGGACUUGACAAUAUUAAAGCCAGUGUUCUUGCUAUUUACGAUGGUGGCAAAUUUGUUGAUUCCAUCCAGCAAGAUAACGAAGGUAAACAAUAUGGUAUUUUGUUAGAUAAGACACCAUUCUAUGCCGAACAAGGUGGUCAAGAAUACGAUACUGGUAAGCUUGUCAUUGACGGUAAAACUGAAUUCAAUGUUGAAAAUGUACAAGUUUACGCUGGUUAUGUAUUACAUACUGGUUUCGUCCUUGAAGGUAAAUUAAGUGUUGGUGAUGAAGUGAUUGCUGCUUAUGACGAAUUGAGAAGGUGGCCGAUUAGAAAUAACCAUACUGGUACCCAUGUUUUGAACUAUGCCUUGAGGGAAGUUCUUGGUGAUGAUGUUGAUCAAAAGGGGUCUCUUGUUGCCAAGGAGAAAUUGAGAUUUGAUUUCAGUCAUAAACAAGCCUUGACUCCAAAAGAAUUGGAAAAAGUUGAAGAUAAGUCCAACCAAUACAUUAGAGAUAAUAAACAAGUUUAUUACAAGGAUGUGCCAUUAGCUGAAGCCAAGGCAAUUAAUGGUUUAAGAGCUGUGUUUGGAGAAACUUAUCCUGAUCCCGUCCGUGUUGUUUCCAUUGGUGUUCCAGUUGAUGAUUUACUCAAAGAUCCAACCAAUGAAGAAUGGAGAUCAUUAUCAAUUGAAUUCUGCGGCGGUACUCAUGUUGCCAAGACUAGUGAAAUCAAAGAUUUGGUCAUUAUUGAAGAAUCAGGUAUUGCUAAAGGUAUAAGAAGAAUUGUUGCCGUUACUGGUCAUGAUGCUCACGCAGUACAAAGAAUCGCCGAAGAAUUUGGUGAUGAAUUGGAUCAUGCUAACGCUUUACCUAAUGGACCAAUUAAAGAGAACAAGGUUAAAGAAUUGGGUGUUUCUUUAAAGAAAUUGUCUAUCUCAGUAUUGGAUAAACAAAAAUUGACUGAAAAAUUCAACAAGGUUGAUAAAUCAAUUAAAGACCAUCAAAAGAGUAUACAAAAAGAAGAGAGCAAAAAGACUCUUGACGUGGUCAAGAAAUGGCUUGACGAUGGUGACAACAAAUCCGAAUUUUUGGUGGCUCAUAUCCCAAUCAAUGCUAAUGCCAAAGCUAUUACUGAGGCUUUCAAUUUAGUAAAGAAACAAGAUAAGACCAAGUCAUUAUACUUGUUAACUGGACAAAAUGACAAAGUUGCACAUGGAUGUUAUGUCAGCGAUGAAGCUAUUGGUAAAGGUGUUGAUGCCAGUCUGUUGGCGAAAUUAGUUAGUGAUAAGAUUGGAGGUAAAGCUGGUGGUAAGGGAAACAUUGUUCAAGGUAUGGGUGAUAAACCAAGUGGUAUUAAUGAUGCUAUUGAAGAAGUAACAAAGGCAUUCAAGGAGAAGUUGUAA